AUGCAAGUCAGCGGCACGCUGCCGGGCGGCGGCAGCGGCCCCUUGUCAUACACCCAGUGCCAGGUGGGGGCCCUUGCGGGGGGGCUGCGUGCGUGCGUUGACUUGACCGGCACGCGCGCCGCGCGGGGAGGCGCGCUGGCGGCUGCCGAAGCCGGCGCCCGCCAGGCGCGCGCGGCCGGCGGCGGCGCCGCGCCUGGCGGCGCCGCGGCGGGGGCCAACUGCCAAAUGUCUGGCUACUACACCAGGGUGACCACCACCGGCCCGGUGGUCACUCCAAGCACCUGCGCCGGCCAGCGCGUCGCCCGCAUAGAGUUGGUCGCGGAGUUCCGCGCGCCAGCUGGCAACCAGUACGACAGGCCCCUGGCGCUCUGGGCCAACGACGCGGUGCUCUUCCACGGCACUACCUCCGAGCCCUCCUCCUCCUGCACCUCCUGGACCAUCCGCCGCGACGUCACGCACCUGCAAUCCCUCUUCGACAGCCCCCAAGCACCCACCACGGGCGCCUGGAUGGAGCUUGACAACUGGGUCGAUGUCUCCGGCCUCACCUCACCUUACUGGGCUCGCGCGUAUCUUACGUUCUACCCGGCCGCCGCCAGCGACACCGCGUCGGCGACGGCGGCGAUCGCGACGCGGGUGGUGGGGCUGGGGAAUACCGCGGAGACAUGGGGGCGCUGGUUCAUGAUGCAGCCGAGCUACCCCACGGCCAGCGCCACCGCCCGCGCGGGGGCGCUGCUGCCGAGCGCCGGCCUCAACUACCGCGCCAUGCUGGAGCUUUGCACAGACCCCCACGGCUGCGAGUUCUGGUACACGCGUCAGUCCGGGUUCACCUGCAGCGACACCAACACCAUCAUGAGCAACCAGUACCGAGAGCUGCAAGUGUUGAUUGACGGAGCACCUGUGGCGCUCCAGUCCGUCUACCCCACCUGGUACACCGGCGGCUACUCACCCGCCACCUGGAAGACCAUGGCCGGCCACACGGCCCACAUGGGAGCGCCCCACCUGCUGGACAUAACCCCCUGGGUCCACCAUCUGAACGACGGCGGAGACCACACCAUCUCAUUCCAGAUCGGCAACGAGUUUGCGACCUUCUGGUACAUUUCAGCAAACCUCCUGCUCUGGUCAGACCCCACACUCUCGUCACUCACCCAGGCCUCCGAGACCGUGACCACCCCCAGCCUCUCACCCAUCGCCCUCAUCGGCUCUUCCGGCACGCUCGCAGCACCUCGCGUGCUGCGUGCCGCCCGCACCUUCAGCGCCGUCAUCCGGCAGCCGGACGGCACCAGCGUGACGGCGACCCUGAGCGCUGACGUCACCUAUAACAUUUCGAGGCACUCCAACACGGUGUCCUCGACCGGCGGCAGCUGGAACAACGCCCAGGGCUUCGGCAAGAGGUUCCUGCUGACGCGGGACGGGGUGACGCCGCAUAGCAUCCAAUCCGACUUUGCCUGGGCUAACUCAGGCACCGCCUCCACCUCCUUCAGCGCUCUCAUGAGCUUCAACCAGACCGACGCAGCCAGCACCUUCGCCUCCGGCCUCGCGGGCGCCACCCCCACCAACGCCAACGACGCCCAGCUAGCCCACUGGCAGGGCUCCCUGGCGCCGUCCGGCAACUGCAACUCGUGCGCGUCAUCUUCAGCCUGCUCUGUGCCCGCGAUGACGUGUGGCAGGUGCCGCACCAGCCGGGCCAAGGUGGUCGUCACGCCGGCGGCGGGCGGCAGCUGCAGCCCGUCCAGCCGGUUCACCUGGGUGACUGCCUGUAACCCUGCAUACACUUUCAACAACACCACGCGCCCCACGGGCUGCUGA
This is a messenger RNA of Monoraphidium neglectum, 1806 nucleotides long. RefSeq lists its product as hypothetical. The transcript is spliced from 11 exons. Bases 1 to 1806 code for a protein of 601 amino acids. The record is from RefSeq and is a predicted model, not a curated record. NCBI's taxonomy places the organism in Eukaryota, Viridiplantae, Chlorophyta, Chlorophyceae, Sphaeropleales, Selenastraceae.